Molecule: messenger RNA, 2251 nt
Organism: Anguilla anguilla (European eel)
Lineage: Eukaryota; Metazoa; Chordata; Actinopteri; Anguilliformes; Anguillidae
Gene: mettl3
Product: methyltransferase like 3
Exons: 11
Coding region: 348-2111 (587 amino acids)
Cellular component (GO): RNA N6-methyladenosine methyltransferase complex; nucleus
Molecular function (GO): mRNA (2'-O-methyladenosine-N6-)-methyltransferase activity; mRNA m(6)A methyltransferase activity
Source: RefSeq, a predicted model, not a curated record
AACAGGAAACGUGUCCUUUUCUAAAACACACCCGGGCGGAUGCUGGAAGUUUGGAAACGAUAAAAGUGCAUUGCUAAUAUAUAGUUUAAAAUCCAAAGGAAUUCACAAACGACAAGACUGCUGUCGCAGAAACAAAUUACUGUGCUAGCCAACAAGGUUAUUUUAUAUUUAUCUAUUUUCAAUUUAGUCUACGCCUAACGCUCUCUUUUGAUUCAUUGAGAAAACUGGGUCAGUGCGCCGUAGCUAGCUAGCUAGCUAGCAAGCCAGCUAAAAUAUUUUGCACUUUAUGCGUGUAUCUCACUUCCUACUGGAAAUUGCAGCAGCUUUGUUGUGACUGCACCCGCGACAUGUCGGACACAUGGAGCAAUAUCCAGGCACACAAGAAGCAGCUGGACUCCCUGCGGGUGCGGCUGCAGCGACGCCGCAAGGACCCCACGCAGCUAGGCAUAGAGGUGGGGGCUGUGGAGGGGGGGUCCACGCGCAGUGACAGUCCCGGCCCAGCCCUCCAGAGCACUCCCCAAGCAGAGCGCCCCCCUGACCCAGAACUGGAGAGGAGGCUUCUGGGAUACCUGUCAGAGCUGAGCCUCUCGCUCCCAACGGACUCGCUCACCAUCACCACCCAGCUGAGCACUCCUGAGGCUGCAGUCUCCCAUGUCUGCAUACAGAGUCUGCUGCUCAAGUUCUCCGCGCAGGAGCUGAUCGAGGUGCGGCAGCCCUCUGUCGCCACGCCCAGCUCUGCCCCGCCCUCCACGCUCGUCACCUCCGUCGACCACACAAAACUCUGGGCCAUGAUUGGGGGCGGCGCUCCGGCGCAGAGGAGUGGUGUCAAGAGGAAAGGGGAGGACCAAUCACAUCACAAAAGAGCUCCUGGCUCCUCCCCCUCCCUUCCUGCCCCCUCUUCACCCCCAGCACCCUCUUCCAUCUCUCUGGCUCCACCCUCCUCCCAGCUGCUUGGGCCCUCUGAUUGGAAGGUGGGAGGAGGGGGCGGGGCUGAUAAAAAGGGCCGGGCCAGUAAGAGCCAGACAUCCCACCUGGACAUGGAGAUCGAGAGCCUGCUCAACCAGCAGUCCACCAAGGAGCAGCAGAGCAAGAAGGUGAGCCGGGAGAUUCUGGAGCUGCUGAACACCAGCACGGCGAAGGAGCAGUCCAUCGUGGAGAAGUUCCGGUCCCGCGGCCGCGCCCAGGUCCAGGAGUUCUGCGACCACGGGACCAAGGAGGAGUGUGUGCGGUCCGGAGACACGCCCCAGCCCUGCACCAAACUGCACUUCCGGCGCAUCAUUAACAAGCACACAGAUGAGAGCCUAGGAGAUUGCUCCUUCCUCAACACCUGCUUCCACAUGGACAUGUGCAAGUACGUGCACUACGAGAUCGACUGCCCCCCUGACACGGAGGGGGGGCCCCUGGGGCCGCAGGUGGGCACCACCGAGCUGGGCCUGCAUGGGGCCCACACAGACAGCAACGUGGGAAAACUCUUCCCCUCGCAGUGGAUCUGCUGUGAUAUCCGCUACCUGGACGUGUCGAUCCUGGGGAAGUUUGCGGUGGUGAUGGCCGACCCACCCUGGGACAUCCACAUGGAGCUACCGUACGGGACCCUGACUGACGACGAAAUGAGGAAACUCAACAUCCCCAUCCUGCAGGACGAGGGCUUCCUGUUCCUCUGGGUCACUGGCCGGGCUAUGGAGCUGGGCAGGGAGUGUCUAAGCCUGUGGGGGUAUGAGCGUGUGGAUGAGAUUAUUUGGGUGAAGACGAAUCAGCUCCAGAGAAUAAUCCGCACUGGGAGGACUGGCCACUGGCUCAAUCACGGCAAGGAGCACUGCCUGGUGGGCGUGAAAGGAAGCCCCCAGGGCUUCAACAGAGGGCUGGACUGUGAUGUCAUUGUAGCAGAGGUGCGCUCCACCAGUCAUAAACCAGAUGAGAUCUACGGGAUGAUCGAGCGCCUCUCUCCAGGCACCAGGAAGAUCGAGCUCUUCGGCCGACCUCACAAUGUGCAGCCCAACUGGGUGACUCUGGGUAAUCAGCUGGAUGGUAUUCACCUGUUGGACCCAGAUGUAGUGGCUCGCUUUAGGAAGCGGUAUCCAGACGGAGUCAUCUCCAAGCCCAAAAACAUGUAGCCCCACCCCUUAGAUAUGGGCAGGGCGGGGCCAGGGGUGUGAUUGAUAUGUGUAUCUGUGAGUGGACUGGAUGAAAAUGUUUGUGGUUUUCUACACAGCUAUGAGCUUAUUUUUAAUAAAAGGUUGCCAUGCCAACAUAC